AUGGGUUUGAAAGGCAAAAUGAUAGGCCAAACUGUGGUCAAACACUCUGGAGUUGGAGAUACGUUUCAUGAUGUGUUCAGCAAAAGGCCGCACGAUCUGGCCACUGCCACUCCUCAGAAAGUUCAAGGCUUCACUUUGCUUGAUGGUGCCAUAGGGGUUCCAGGAUCCAAGAUCUGCUGGCACUAUACUCAUGAUGGUAAGGAGAGGAUUGCUAAGCAGAUAAUCGAUGAAGUUGAUGAAGUGAAGCAAUCAAUCAAGUUCAGGAUGAUUGAAGGAGAUCUGAUGGAAAUCUACAAGACCUUCAUCAUAACAUAUCAUGUUGACACCAAUGGAGAAGAUAAUCUGAUAACUUGGACUCUGGAUUAUGAGAAGCUGGAAGAACUCGGCCCUCAUCCAGGAACCUUGCUCAACUUCUUCCUUCACAUGGUUGAAGACAUUGAAGCUCAUCAUCUCAACCAAGCUUAA
Messenger RNA from Oldenlandia corymbosa var. corymbosa, 465 nucleotides. Lineage: Eukaryota; Viridiplantae; Streptophyta; Magnoliopsida; Gentianales; Rubiaceae. The record is from the annotation of a GenBank genome assembly.